Messenger RNA from Schistocerca americana (American grasshopper), 956 nucleotides. Its product is annotated as greglin-like. The transcript has 4 exons. The record is from RefSeq and is a predicted model, not a curated record. The coding region runs from base 284 to 679 and encodes 131 amino acids. Lineage: Eukaryota; Metazoa; Arthropoda; Insecta; Orthoptera; Acrididae. Gene Ontology annotation, molecular function: protein binding.
CUUGUGGAACGUUCUCACCGUGUGCAGUUUUGAUGUUGGCGGCCGGAAAAGUAUUUUGAACGAUGGCAGAUGGAGUACUAAUCGUGCGUAUUGUGUUUACGCCCUCAGUGAACCUCGCCUCUGGAGUCUCAAAGAUCUGUCGUCAGGCGCAGUCCGAACAUUGCUUACACUCUGGAAAAGUGUUUGUGAUAAGCUUCGCAAACCACAACGGCAACAGCUGAGUAAGGCUGUGGCGGUUAUAAAUGGCGGACGAUAUCAGGGCUGCGUUGGAACAGCCGCAAAAAUGAAAGCUGCUCUCGUGGUUCUUGCUGUUGUCGCCGUGGUGGCGGUGUGCGGCGCGAGGCGGUGGUCGACGACGGCGCGGCCGUGCGAGGACCGCUGCACCCUCCAGUACAGCCCCGUGUGCGUCCGCGACCAGCACGGCGCCUACUACUUGUUCAGCAACGAGUGCUUCCUGAGGGUCUGCAGAUGUCGCACCAACAUCGAGUUCACGAGACUGGACGACCCCGACGAGUGUCCCUCCGACGCAAGGACGAAGUGCCCGGACCAGCUGCGCUCGCCGAGCGACGCCUACGGCGAGAGCGUGGAGGCGCCCGAAUCGCGGUCAGACUCCUCCGACUCGUCCGAAGAGGGUGACAGCAUCAGGAGGCGCCACGAGCAGAAAGAGCGCUUCUUCUGAAGACACCGGGCGCAGCAGGGCCGCGUCUAGUGCAGCAGCUUGGGCGUCACCACUCGAUAUGUUCCCCACGACAAUGUUCCCGCUGCAGUAGUACAUUCCACUGUGCCACUAAUAUCUGAAACACUGUUAUGCACCAUUGCGUUACUUGUAGUUUUUUCGCAUUGAAGAAGCACUGCGACAUGCUUUUCAUCAGCUGUCUGUCAUUUGGAAGUCAUAUGCUCUUAAUGAAAAAUUUCUCUUAUUUUUUCUAAAUUAAAGAAGCUGCUGCGAUGUUACA